Solea solea (common sole) is the source of this 2264-nucleotide messenger RNA. RefSeq names its product T cell leukemia homeobox 2 (gene tlx2). Gene Ontology annotation, biological process: regulation of transcription by RNA polymerase II; animal organ development. Lineage: Eukaryota; Metazoa; Chordata; Actinopteri; Pleuronectiformes; Soleidae. Gene Ontology annotation, molecular function: DNA-binding transcription factor activity, RNA polymerase II-specific; RNA polymerase II cis-regulatory region sequence-specific DNA binding. Gene Ontology annotation, cellular component: nucleus. The transcript has 4 exons. The record is from RefSeq and is a predicted model, not a curated record. The coding region runs from base 706 to 1905 and encodes 399 amino acids.
CAGAGGCUCGUCUCACCUGCUGAAACGCGCUCGUCCAUUCACUCACUCAUUCACUCACUCACUCUCCGCCUCCAAUUACCGUGCAGCCCGCGAGCUCCGUGCUGCGCUGCCGCUUCUCCUGGUCUGGGUUUUGGUUUUUUUGGUGUUUGUUUGUGUCCUGUUUUUAUUUUCGAUGCGACGGAGCUUGGUAUUCUCACUCCGCGUGUGUGUGUGAGUGAGUGUAUGCGUGAGUGAGUGUGUGUAUGUGUGUGUGUGUGUGUGUGGAUCGUCUUCGGCUGAAAGAAACAAAAGCGCGUCACUGCUUCCCCUCCUCUCCAAAAAAAGAAAUCACGGAUUUGUGUGUGUAAGUACUGAGGAUCCAACAUCAGCGUCUGCUCCUGCUGUUUUGUUUGUUAGGUUUCUUCCUCGUGAGGGAAGCACGCGCUGUGAAACAUGGAUACGCUCUUCCUCAGUCCCACGGAUAAGCAUUUAAUUUAGGACUCAGCCGAUGCCAGAGACGCUGGACACAGAUAAUGGCAAGGUUUUGGAGAGCGCUGGGCGCGUGACUGGUUUCCUGGGAGCAGAAAAGGCCCAAAACAAAAAAUCAAGCCAGUGUUGCAGAAACAUUUCAAACACCGAGGCGUGAUUUUUAUUUUUUUAUUUAUUUUUUUACCAGAUGACAAAAACAUACACCGAUAACUGUUAAAAAAAACAUAAGAUACAAGGAUGGAGCACACCGGGAUCGAGGAGGUGAACCAGACGCACCAGCAGCAGCAUGAACCCAUCAGCUUCGGCAUCGACCAGAUCCUGAACAGCUCGGAUCAGUCCAGCGGCUGCAUGCUGCCCAACCGGACCGGCGACCCGGAUUACGCGCUGGCCUCCAACGUCUACAGCAACGGCUACAACAGCGUCUACAACCCGGCCUGCUCCAUGGCGGCGGCGGCGGCGGGUCUCGCGGGCUCUUACAACGUCAACAUGAACAUGAACGUCAGCAUGAACAUGAACAUGAACGUUAACGUGAACUCGGGCGGCGGCGGCGGUGCCGGCGGCGUGAUCCGCGUGCCGGCGCACAGACCCAUGCCGCCGCCGCCGCCGUCCGCCGCCGCAGCUGCGCCGCAUCCGCCCCCUUCCGCGCAUCCGCCUGGCAUCGGACACGGCAUCCCCUCGGUGCCCGGGAUGGGGAUGGGCAACGCGGCCAACUUCACCUUCCCGUGGAUGGAGAGCAGUAGGAGGUUCGCCAAAGACAGAUUAACAGGGGAGCAGUCAGAGGAGAGCCGAGCCGGAGAGGCCACGGGGGCACCGGGGGCCGCCGGGUCCCUCUGUCCUCUCCCCAAGGGAGACAUCGGCAGAGUCCCUGUCUGGAGCACUGUGGAGACAUUAGCCAAAUGCUAUUACCCCGAGCUCGCUCACCUGCGAGACAAUGGCCAUGGCCUUCUAGCAGACUAUCCUUUCGCAAAGGGGGCUUGCCCAGCCGCCCUGUCGCCCUUCUCUGUGACCCGUCGCAUCGGCCACCCGUACCAGAACCGGACGCCGCCCAAGAGGAAAAAGCCUCGCACCUCCUUCAGCCGCGUCCAGAUCUGCGAGCUGGAGAAACGCUUCCACCGGCAGAAGUACCUGGCGUCGGCCGAGCGUGCCACUCUGGCCAAAGCCCUGAAGAUGACGGACGCACAAGUCAAGACCUGGUUCCAGAACAGAAGGACAAAAUGGCGGAGACAGACUGCAGAGGAGCGAGAGGCUGAGCGGCAACAGGCCAACAGGCUGAUGCUGCAGCUUCAGCAGGAAGCGUUCCAGAAGACGUUGAGCCAGCCGAUGCAGCCGGACCCGCUCUGCCUGCACAACUCCUCACUCUACGCCCUGCAGAACCUGCAGCCCUGGGCAGAAGACAAUAAGGUGACCUCCGUCACCUCUGUGGCAUCUGUAGUCUGAAUGUGUCUCCGUCUCUGUGUGUGUGUGUGUGUCAGUGUGGGUAUAAGAAGAGUGAACUGUGUGUGUGUAUCACAGUGACAUCAGUAUGAAUGGACAGAAAAGAAAUGCAGCUGCAUUUAUGGGAUUGUUGAAUAGAUACAGGAAAGUGAUGCUUGCUUUGGGGAAAAAAGAUAUUUGAAGGGACACUGUGCUUCCUCGCUCAUUGAUCGUUACCAGCAACAGCAUGUGUAGAGGGAAACAGCUAUCUGUUACUGCCGAGGCCUGCACACAAGCCGCACUGACACUGCUGUUUGUCACAAUUAAAGUGUGUUGAAGUAUGUUGAGUCAUUUUCCUGCCUCACACCACAUUUCCGCUUUCC